AUGACGUCCCGCAUCGACAAGGUCAUUGCUCGCCAGCAAGAAAAAAUCGCAGCAGGCGCUUACUAUGAAGCCCACCAACAACUCCGUGUCAUCGCCGCUCGCUACAUCAAGGCCUCCAAUUGGGAUGCCGCCGCCGAGUUGUUGGCCGGCGGCGCCACGGCUCUGCUGCGCGCGGGUUCACAGCAGGGCGCAUCGGCGAGCGGUGGUGAUCUGGCCAUCAUGCUGGUGACGGAUGUGUAUAACAAGGCCGAGUGGGAGAUUCGGGGUGGUGAUGAUGAUGCGGAGGGUCGGGCGCGGAAGAAGCGCCUGAUUGAGAUUCUACGGGAAUUCCCCUCAGAUGAACCGACGAGAAAGCGAUACAUUCAGGAAAUGAUUGGGUGGAGCGGUCGACAUGGUCCGCUGGAACGAGGUGAUCCUGAGCUUCACCAUGCGGCGGGUUCUGUUUAUGCGGAGGAUAACGAGCCCUAUGAUGCCGAAAAACAUCUGGUUUUGGGCACGUCAGAAUCCGCCGAGACACUAGCACGGCUCGAAUUCGAAUGGUACACGCAUGACGAUCCUCACACAGCGGCUUUGUACGCCUCCCGCGCCGUCUUCCCCUAUCUCCUGACUGGCAACGUUCGCAGUGCCAACAAGGCUCUGCUCAUUUUCACCUCCCGCUUGUCCACUGCCAACCCGACUCUUGGCGUGCAGAACGUCAGCAGUGCCAACUCGGAUAUCCGCUUGUACCCUGCACUACCGCUGCUCAAUUUCCUGGGCUUGUUGAUGCUCACGAUCCAGCGCGCCAGUGGGGAUUUAUUCCGACAGUUGACGGCGCAUUACGCGGCUCAAAUUCGCGACGUAGGGAUUUGGGAUGACAUGCUGGCUCAAAUCGGCGAGCAAUACUUUGGCAUCAAGGUGCCUCGGCAAGGCAACCCGCUGUUGGACAUGAUGGGCAGCAUGUUCUUUGGUGGCGGUCAGAGCCAGGGUCAGGGACCGGCCGGUGGUCGAUCGACCAAGAGGGUGGCGGCGCCUCCUUCCAGCAUGGAGUUGGAUUAG
Penicillium diatomitis is the source of this 1035-nucleotide messenger RNA. Its product is annotated as protein GET4. Lineage: Eukaryota; Fungi; Ascomycota; Eurotiomycetes; Eurotiales; Aspergillaceae. The record is from RefSeq and is a predicted model, not a curated record. The transcript is spliced from 4 exons. Gene Ontology annotation, biological process: protein insertion into ER membrane. Gene Ontology annotation, cellular component: cytosol; TRC complex. Bases 1 to 1035 code for a protein of 344 amino acids. Gene Ontology annotation, molecular function: protein binding.